GCGCGCGCCCCGGCAAGCAUGUCUCUUGCGUGACGCGCUCCCUACUCGCGCACGUUCGAUUUCGUUAGUCGAUCGGCAUGGCUCCGCGUCGGCAAGGCACGACCGGCGAACGGGAACAGGAGGAGACCAGAGGGUGCUGCGUACCCGGCGAAUGUCUCCGCCCCCGGGAGUCGGUGCGCAUUGAAGAUGCAGUCCGCGUGAUAUGCAACAACGACACGUGCGCCGCCGGCCGGUACAUGCAUCGUGAAUGUUUCGAGCAAUGGGAAGUUGGCGUCCUCGCUUACCUGAAGUCCUGCGGCCGAGCACGUUCGUGGUCUGAGAGGCAGAGACAUCAGAAUUUAUGGACAAAGAAGGGCUAUGACUUGGCGUUCAAGGCUUGCGGCUGCCGGUGCGGCCGAGGGCAUUUGAAGAAGGAUUUGGAUUGGGUGCCGCCGGGCGCGGCUGUGAGAGCUGAAGAAGACAAAAAGCGUCGCCGACGAGCUAGGACGAGCCGCACUCCGGCGGUGGACGGCCGUUCCAGAGCUUUUAGCCUUUCUAGCUCAGGCUCGUGCUCUCCACCUUCCGCGCCCUCAGAGCCUUCUGCCAGUCCGACACAUGUUCCUGUUGUCACACCUAUUAAGAGGAACUCCAAACCUGAAAUAGUAUCUGACAGGAUCAGAGCUGGCGCUGGUGCCAAUGGGAUAUUCUCAAGAAGACUGGACUUCUCCACGUUCAACCUUCUGCCAAAGCACAAAGUCAACUCAUAUCAGAUUAAGAUUGAAGAUGAAGGCAACCACGGCAACGACGACACGCGGCUCUUCAUUCUCUCAACACUAGCUGGUCAGCACAAGCCGAAGGUCUCUUGUGCGCUCUGCAAAGAAACCCUUCACGUAUUCGACCGUUAUCCUCUCGUGGAUGGGACCUUCUUCCUUAGUCCACGACAACACACCAGCAGUGCUGUUGAGGUGAAAGUAGAGGGCCGCACUCAGUACAUGACGUGCGUGUGCAUGGGCUGUCUAGAGCGAUAUGAUCCGGAGCGUACAAUACGCUGCCGAUUCUGCGGUCAGAAGUGGGACGGAUCGUCACUCGUGCUCGGCACCAUGUACUCUUAUGACAUCUUCAUGGCCACGCCUUGCUGUGCUGAAAGAGUGAAGUGCAACAACUGUUUCAAGCCCCUUCUGCACCCGCAGCAACGGCUCAACUACUCGGACUACUCGCAUCCGGUCACGUGCCCGCACUGCCGCGUGCUCGACACGCACUUUGUAAAGCCUCUUUCUUACUGCUUUACGAAACGGGCCUUCCCGCUCUUCCAGCAGUGGCCAUAACAGUCGGCGGUGCCGGGGCCCUCCCCCGGCACCCCCCCUUCUGACUGGAGUCUGGCGCCGUCUCCCUCUCGCCGCGCCUCGCCCCCUGCGCCACUGGCAGCGCCCGCACUGCGCCCUGUCGUCAACACGAGUAUGGCACGCGUGCCCGAAUCACCCACAGAAGAAACCACUCCGAAGAUACUCUCGCCAACCAUCGCUAGCAUCACAGAAUCCCUCUCCUUGCUAGGGCUGAGCCCAGAGACGCUAGCCAUGAGUUUGGGCGAGUCGCUGGCCGACCGAUACCUCGCCGCACUGCGACUCAAGCAGCCAGAAAGGCUCCCGCUUGGCGGCUGCGGUGUCGGUAUGCCGCGUCGGACACUGUACACCGAACCCUCGCACCUGCAGCUCUUCUCCAAUGAUUUCAUUGACUAUCUGAACCAAAUCGCAUAAUCACCCGGCGUCUAUCAGACUCACAGUGCUCUAUGAACUCUCGAAGUGUGUCUCCGCUGAGACGCUAGUAAUAAUUUCUGUUAAAUUAAGUUGGUAUUAUUGAAAAUAAUUUUAUGUGUGGGUUUAGAUCGUACUAUUGAUUUUAUUUUAAUUUUAUUCUGCACUUUGUUGAUUAGAUGUUGAUUUUUAUCGGAAAUAAUAAUAAGCGAUAGCGUGACGCCAGAAAUUGCAUUUUGUUUUUUUCGGUUGAAUCUGAAAUUGGGAAUUUCUCCUUUUAAAGGAGCUCAAAGGUGAGUUUUAAAUUAUUGAUUACCUACCUUCUAUUUCAGUGAUACUGUUCCCCUAUCUGAUAGGGGUGAGUGGUGUGUUGUUUAGUUCAAUUUAGUUUAUUAGUUAUGUUUUAUUUUAGCAAAAUUUUAAACCUAACUUAAGUGUUAUACAAUAUUUUCGUAGGUUUAUUAUUAUUUUUAUUUCCUCCCACCAAAUGGCACUUUAUUCGUGUAGAGAUCCCAUAGAGAUGCCAUGAUAAGUUAUCGUUAACAUCAUUCAUUUUACUUACUUUCACAUAACUUAAAGAAUAAUAAUUGGUAGAGGAUUUUUAGUGUAAGUUAUUGCUGUGUCACCAAUAAUAUGAUUAGCUUGUCUGUAUUUUACGAUUACUGUAGAUUUACUUCUUAUCGCCUUUUGUUAAUUUACUUUUGUUCGUAUGAUUAUUAAAUAUUUCCGCGAUUGGACGAGUGGAUAUGAAAGUAAUAAUUGAAAACUGUAUUUUGGAUUGUGCCAUAUCAAAAGGGGAAUCUUAGUGCAUUUUUGAAACUAAAGUUAUUAUUUUAAAAUUAAUCAUCUUAUCGCGGAUAAUAGUUUUUAUUUAUAACGGAAAACGUGUUUGUUUGUUUGUUUUUUGUUUUAUUCUGUUGAU
Messenger RNA from Hyposmocoma kahamanoa, 2652 nucleotides. It is a transcript of the gene heca, whose product is annotated as headcase protein-like. The transcript has 5 exons. Lineage: Eukaryota; Metazoa; Arthropoda; Insecta; Lepidoptera; Cosmopterigidae. Bases 78 to 1304 code for a protein of 408 amino acids. The record is from RefSeq and is a predicted model, not a curated record.